AUGGAGCAAACUUUUCCGCUAUUUCGACUACCCGAGAAUGCCAUCUUAGAAGUGAUCAAAUAUUGGUGGAUUAAUCCAUUGUUCGAGUUCUCUCUAAUCUCAACGAAAACUAAGAAUAUUGUGGCGUCAUUAGGGAUAGAAGCAGAUGAUGUUCGUAUCGUCAUUUCUCGGGAUGUUAAAAUAACUGUUUCCUGGAGAUACAUCGUUUUGAGUCUCAGGUUUUAUAAACAUUCGGUUGAUGCACGGAUUCAUUUGAACCCAAAUCAACCUAUUCCUGCUUAUUUUGCCAAUUAUUAUAACUGGACAAUUCAAUCAUCGUCUCCAUUCAGUUUCAACAAUUGGUUGGAUCACAUUAAGACUGUAUUCUGUUAUCAUAAACCACCUAAUGUGGCUUUCUUGCCGGGAAAUGAGCGAUUUGAAAUAGAAUCGUUGAAAAAUACGUUUAAAAAUGUCAACCAGCUUGUUUUAACUGAGCAUCACAAUGAGUUUCGGAAUAGGGAACUUUUGGAAAUUUUCAAAAAUGCCAACGAAUUAAGUCUAGCAAGAAAUCCAUUUGAAGAAGCUUGUGAAGUUCAAAAAAUCUUCAUUCAAAACUCCAAUGAUCUCGGAUUUUUUGACGAUGUCUCACUUGAUGAUAUGUUAUUGGUUAACAGUGAGAGAGUCGCAUUCUCCCGUCCAAUAUCUCAAAAACAGUUCAAUCAAUUUCUUAAACAUUGGAUCCAUGGAUCUAAUCCAAGACUGCAAUACAUGGUUCUAUCAAUCGCUAAAAUUGAUUUUGUCAGCGGAGAAGUUGAUUUGAAAGGAAUCGAAUGCAUGGAAAUGAAUGAAUGGUCGAUGGAAGAAAUUCGUCAAAAACACGAAAUUCCCGAUUUCGAUAUGGUUCAGAUCAGACGGAAAGAUGGGACAACUGCAGUGAUUGCGACCAAGGAAAGUAGUACUUCUAUUUCUGUUCGUUUUUAUGUUUCCUACUAA
Messenger RNA from Caenorhabditis remanei, 972 nucleotides. RefSeq lists its product as uncharacterized. The coding region runs from base 1 to 972 and encodes 323 amino acids. Gene Ontology annotation, molecular function: protein binding. The transcript is spliced from 2 exons. The record is from RefSeq and is a predicted model, not a curated record. Lineage: Eukaryota; Metazoa; Nematoda; Chromadorea; Rhabditida; Rhabditidae.